AUGGCCCCUAAAAGGAAACUUCGACCGCCUCCGAUCAACGACAGCUCCCUCGAGACAGCCGCAGCGGCUUCGCUCGACUCAGAGCAAUGGCUUCAAGGUCAGGCGAUUGUGGGCGGGUGGGGCAGUAAUACAGUGGACUGAGAAGUCGGCCUCUCAUGUCCAUAAAUGCAGAUGGGGUACAGCAAGAGAGCCAGGGAGACCGCUACCAGCACGGUGCCAAGGCAGCCCGACAUUACCACAACUCGAUCGUUUCGUACCAACUUGCGGCGUCGCGGUCCACAAGCCCAACCUUUGAUCCCGUCUACAAUGCCGCAAGGGUGAUGUUCACUUUGGCAUCCGACCAUCUCGAGGCAUCGGACUGUGUGGACAUGAUGCAGAGGGCAAUCGCCACGUUUCGGAUAGCGCAGACCGCCGCGACCAGCACGGAUGAGAUCAUCGACUCGAGCUUCAAUCUCGCCCAGGCCCUGGUCGCUCUGCAGGAUCUCUACGAUGACGGGAUCAGCAUAUUUUCUUCCCCGUUAAAAGCAUCGAGCUCCGCGGCCACGGUGUCGGACCAUGCAAGUCUGCUCGCUGCAAAACGGGUCUUUUCCGAAGUCGAGCAGCUGCAGCGAAGUGCGCUCGACCCAAUAUUUCGCGAAGGCUCGACAGAUACACCGCUAGAGGUCGACAUGCAAGAUGCGACUGUCGCAGACCCCGGUAGCAUCCACACAGCGGCUGCAACAGAAGGCCGGAUCGUCGUACCUCGGCAAGUCAUCGACACAUUGCUCGAGGCGAUAGAACUUGACCUGCGGUUACUCGAUCUGGUCAGUACAUCAGAUCCUACGACGAGUGCCACAUUGGCCGAGUCGGCGGUCUCUGCACUGUCCCGAGCUGCCGAACUGUCCCGAUUCGGCCCCUCGUCGUCAUCGUCCGCGGAGCUCGAGUUGGUUCUCGCCCAGAUCUCCGUCAAUAUCAGCUGUAGGGGCGCAGUUCCGACAUACCAUGCGCUCUACCUCGCACCCGAGCAAGUCUCAAGCACGAUCAAUACUCUUGCUUCCUCUCGGCAGGAUGACCCGUCCUUGCUCUGCGCCUCUGCCGACCAUCUCCUGGAGAACUCUGCACUGUCGGCUGGGUCGAUACCGCUGCUCGAGUUCAUCCUGACCACGUACCAACGCGCUCAUGCGCUUCUCUCUUCUCUCCUCUCGCCACCCAAGGACGUUCCGGCGCACAGCAUCCCGUCACUCGUCGCGUCUAAUUUGGUGUCCCAAGUCGAGACGCUGCUGCUCCUGUUUCACCUGUCUCCGCCGGAUCGGAGUUCUGCCUACUUGCACCAGGCACGAGACCAAGCGAUCGAGGCGAUUAAAGCUUCCUCAUUCGGGUACACGGUUGAGCUAGCUCCGACGGUGCGCAUCUUGAAGCUUCCGGGGGACGGACGCAGGGAUUGGACAACGGUGAAAGCUUUUCGACAGGGCUGGUUCUGGCUAGUGCGAGUCCUCGUCCAUGCAGCUUCGGGGCCUGCAGGAUCAAAUGGAUGGGUGGGUCUUCUUCGAGCUUGGGACAAGGUGGCACCACCGACAGAAUUCACGCCGGGAUGGAUGUCACAGCUGCGGUGGUACCUGGAUGUUCAGGAAUGGCCGAGUGACCGAGUGUGGGAAGCUAGUCACGGGAAAGAGCAGGAGCAGUGGGCUAAAGUUUUGAUGGAAUAA
This is a messenger RNA of Microbotryum saponariae, 1685 nucleotides long. The record is from the annotation of a GenBank genome assembly. NCBI's taxonomy places the organism in Eukaryota, Fungi, Basidiomycota, Microbotryomycetes, Microbotryales, Microbotryaceae.